This is a messenger RNA of Gavialis gangeticus (Gharial), 4466 nucleotides long. It is a transcript of the gene DNAAF9, whose product is annotated as chromosome unknown C20orf194 homolog. The transcript is spliced from 37 exons. The coding region runs from base 16 to 3537 and encodes 1173 amino acids. NCBI's taxonomy places the organism in Eukaryota, Metazoa, Chordata, Crocodylia, Gavialidae. The record is from RefSeq and is a predicted model, not a curated record.
CACCCCGCCCCCGGUAUGGCUCUGCCGCUCCCCACCCGCGGGCCUCGACACGGACACCGACACCCACGCGCUGGGCCCGACCCCGUCGUGAGUUGUGGUCGCCUUCGACAGAUUCAGAGCAUCCUGAUGCAAAGCAGCAAAUCUCAACCUGAUGGAAUCCUCUGCAUUUUAGGAAUUGAUAGCCGAUACAAUGAAGGCUGCAGGGAGCUGGCAAACUAUCUUCUUUUUGGAUUAUAUAAUCAGAAUAAUAAUGACUUUGAAAGAACUGGGUUUCCUGAAGAAGUUCUUGAUGAUGUAAUCAUAUUAGUAAAGCCUGACAGUGUCCAUCUAUAUUGUAAUCCUGUGAACUACAGCUAUCUUUUGCCAUAUGUGGCACACUGGAGAAAUUUGCAUUUUCACUGCUUGACUGAAAAUGAGUACGAAGAUGAAGAAGCUGCAGAAGAAUUCAAAAUUGCCAGUUUUGUAGAUAUGGUUCGUGACUGUAGUCGAAUUGGUAUUCCUUACAGCUCUCAAGGGCAUCUCCAGAUAUUUGAUAUGUUCAUUGUAGAAAAGUGGCCAAUAGUACAGGCUUUUGCACUGGAAGGAAUUGGUGGCGAUGGCUUCUUUACCAUGAAGUAUGAGUUAAUGGAUGUCAGUAUUGAUCUGUGGAAAACAUACAGCAAAAUGGAUCUUGUUUCCCUGGAGGACUUGAUUUUUGAGGAUUUAACAUCUUUUGAACACCAGUGGACCUGCUUUUUUGCUGGUUUUGAUACUGAAAUUCCUUUCAUCUUGGAACUCUCCGAAUCUCAGGCGGGGGAGCCAUUCAGGAGUUAUUUCAGUCACGGAAUGAUUUCAAGCCAUAUAACAGACAACAGCCCUAGCAGACAACCUUUUGUGCUGUUUGGUAGCCACUCAACUAAAGAGAACCUAAACUCUGGGAACUUCAAUUUUCCAUCAGAGGGGCAUCUAGUUCGAAACACAGGCCUGGGUGGAAGCACUGCCAAGCACAUGGUAGUGCAGUGUGUGUCACCAAAAGGACCUCUGGCUUGUUCAAGGACCUAUUUUUUUGGAACCACUCAUGUUCCUUAUCUGGGGAAUGACAAUGAGAUGCACAAGAAAGCUGAGCAAGUUAUGCUCUUGUCCCAAAUAUAUGCUGCAGUGCUAAAAGCUGUACUUGCUAGCAUUGAAUGUUAUGCUAAAACGUCCAGUGAAAUCAAGGCAAGGGAAACAGCAGAAGAGAAUCUUCUAUCCAUGCUAGAUUUGUUUAAUUUAACACAAUUUAAAACUGCAUUAUGUUCCAAGAUAGCUUUUCAGAUUCAAGCCGUGAAUAAUCAUGGAAGAAUUAUUCCAUUGGACAAUGAGGAUAGCCUUUAUCUGGUUAAAACUGCGGCUAUGACCAUAUAUGACAUCCCAGAUUUGCUAGGCGGAAGGGGAUGCUUGGGAUCUGUAGCCUUUUCAGAAUCAUUUCUAACAACCCAAAUAUGUGUGAAAGAGAAAGAUGGCAGUAUUAAUACAGAAACCAACUACAUCAUUUUGACUGCAGCAAUCCCAAGAUAUGCUUCUUGGUUGGUUGAAGAUAGUGAUGUGAAACUGUCUGAAAGAGCACAGCAAAUUGUGAAGGAAGAUGAAUCCUUCCUGGGUACUUUUCUCACAGGAGGUGAUGGAGGAUAUAUUUAUUCUAGCAAUCCAGAGACCAUGCCUGAGGAAGGUAAAUUAUACUUCUUUUCAGACGGCGUUCUGUUUUCUCAUCCCCACCACGGCAGCAUUACCAUUUCAAAGAAUGACAUGAAUUCUAUUAAUUUCUAUGAUGGGGACUCUACCAGUGUUGUUGCUGCUCUUUUUAUAGACUUCAAAAGUUCCUUGCUGGCCCAUCUACCAGUUGAGUUCCAUACUCCAAGCAACUUUCUAAUGAUAGCACUUUUCCCCAAAACAAAGAUUUAUAAAGCUUUUUACUCGCAGGUUUUCUCCUCCUGGCAACAAAGGACAAACUCAGGAUUAUCUUUAAGAGUUGUCCAGGAAGAAUUCUUAUCGGUGGAACAGAAGAGAUUAUAUUCCAAGAUGCAGAAGCUAUUUAAUGCAUUGUCCUAUCCUGCUGGGGAAAGAGGAAGCCAGCUAAAAAUAUCUGCUAACCUCCCAGAGCUAGAGCAGUUUCUGCAACAUUUUGGAAUCAGCAGUACAAGUUGUGAGCCAGUAAUGAGAGCACACCUUCCUACUUUACUGCAAGAGUCGGAAAUCAUUCCUGUAAGCAAAGCAGAAAAUGAUAAGGUGAUUGUGACCAUCUUAACAGGCCUUCCAGGAUGUCGUUGCAGUGAUCUCUGUUCUUUUCUGGUUACUUUUAACAAGGAGUGUGGAAGGUGGAUCAUUUAUCGGCAAACUUUGGACAGCCCUGAGUGCUUCAGUGCAGCCCACUUCCAGCGUUACCUCUCCAGUGUCCUUGAGUCCCAGCAGAACCGCAGUGCCCGUCAGGCUGCUUAUGCUAGAAAGAAAAUGAGGCUGUUGGUGGUCUUACAAGGAUAUACAGAUGUGAUUGAUGUCGUACAGGCCCUGCAGACGCACCCUACUCCUGAGGUGAAGUCCUCUUUCAUCAUUGGGACAAUUAAUACUUGCGUGGAACCUCUUAGCUGCUAUAUGGAACAUAGAUUUCUUUUUCCUAAGUUCCUGGACCAGUGUUCACAAGGACUAGUGAGCAAUGUAGUCUUCACAAGUCACACUGCUGAACAGAGACACCCACUUCUUGUACAAAUGCAGAGCCUUAUCCGAGCUGCAAACCCCAUGGUUUCAUUUAUCCUGGCAGAAAAUGGAGUUGUAACAAGGAAUGAGGACAUUAAGCUAAUUCUCUCAGAAAGCAGUUUUUCUAAUCCUCAGAUGAUGAGAGCUCGGUAUCUAAUGUAUCCUGGCUGGUAUGAAGGGAAAUUUGGAUCUGGGUCUGUGUUCCCACCAAUGGUUCAAAUCUGCGUGUGGUUUAGCCGUCCUCUGGAAAAAACCCGCUUUGUAACGAAAUGUAAAGCGAUCAAGUCUUCACUUAAGCCAAGCCCUUUUUCUGGGAACAUAUACCACAUUUUGGGCAAAGUUAAAUUUUCAGAUUCUGAUAAACUGAUUGAAGUCUGUCACAACACAUCAUCUAACUCACUAAGCCUUGUACCUGUUCAGGAGGGGCCAACCCCUCCUGAUUCAAGAAAUGAUAACAGAGAUUGCAGCGGCCAGCAGGAAUGCUUCCUUGUGUUCGUCGGCUGCUCUCUCAAGGAAGAGGAUAUGAAAGACUGGCUCAGAGAAACUGCAAAGCAGAAACCUCAGAGGAAAGCCCUGAAAACCAGAGGAAUGCUGACUUUGCAGGAGAUAAAAAACAUUCAUGUGAAACGCCAUCUGGAUCCGCUUCCAGCUGGUUACUUUUACAACGGAACGCAGUUUGUGAAUUUCUUUGGGGACAAGAUGGAUUACCAUCCUCUGAUGGACCAGUUCAUGAAUGACUACUUGGAAGAAGCAAACCGAGAAAUAGAGAAGUACAACAGAGAGCUGGAAGAGCAGGAAUAUGACGACCUCUUUGAGAUGAAGAUCUAAAUAUGUGUGUUUUGAAUUUCUGAACUACCAAGCGACUGUCAGUAACCAAAAAAUGCUGUUGUCCUUCCUGGUUAACAAGAAAAUCAAAAGUGAAGUGUCAGUUUUCAACCAUCCUUCGAAAUAGAAGAGUUUGUUCCUGUGAGGUUGGCAUUUUUAAUCUGGUAACUGCUAAGUUAUUUGUACUGUCUGGUUCGUUUCCACUUCACCUGUGUGCCAGAUCAUAAAAAGUAUCACCUGGAAUCUCUCCAGCUAGUUGUGCAAAAAUACUGUGUACUUAAGCAAAAAUGAAUUUCCCAAGAGGCUGAAGCCUGAUCAUGAAACUGGUCUGCUGUAUUGAUAAUCAAACCCGUAGCUUGGUUCUUUAAAUGUCCUAUAAAAUGUUUAGCACAGAUUUUGCAAACAUGCCGAUAAAUGCAAAAAGGGCCAACAUGGAUGUGCACUUGAAACAUGUCAGUGUGUGGGAUUGGGGGGUGUUCCUAAAGCGAGAAAUGGGGGAACACUGGAAAGGCUCUGAAGAGAGCUCCCGAUCGUACUGCUGUCUUUGGCUGUCCUGUGAAAUCCCUGCAAUGUCUGAAUGCGCAGAUAGUGAUUUGAUCUUCUAUAAUGAGAUGUCAGUACAUUUCGGUGAAAAAAAGAUCAGUGGAGAUGCUUUGCGUUCUCCCCUGCCACUAUCGUGAGGUGUUGUGUAAAAUGCAUUACAGGCAAGAUGCUGUAAUCUGGGACCUGCCAUUGCUAAAGGGUUUUCUUGUACGCUUUACUCUAGCAGCAACCGCCAAGCAGAAUAUGCCAGGGGAUGAGUCAGGUAUCUUUUAGCUGAAGAGAGAGAGGAAUGACAGCAGAGGAAUAAUUAUUUCCAAAGGUGAAACAAUAGCAAAAGAUAGGAAAUAAUUCCAUUUCAGGCUUGGAAGUACCUUUGUAUGUGAAGCUUU